CAGACUGAAAGAGGCUGAGGUUGGUGCAGCAGCGCGGGGUGCUGUGGGGAUCAGAGAGGUGUUUGCGCUUGGAUCGCUUUGAUUCUGGAGGAGAAACCGGGUCAAGAAGGGGGAGACUGCUGGGAAGGAAAGGACAAUGCUGUUUCGUGUCGUUUCGUCGCUCACAGCGGAUGCCACGCAGAUUUGACUACUAAUCAUCGUCCGUUUUUAGAUUAGGGAGAUUUCGGAUUCGGCGUUGGCACGGACGCACCCUGCCACCGGCAUCCCAGCCUUUGGGCAGCAUCUAUUUCAGGGAUCGCUCACUGUGCGCUGGCUACACUGCAUGCCAGCAAGCUCUUUAUGCAGAUUUCUACCUACAUUCGUCGUUUUGCCUGAAUGUGACUGUCAUUUUUURCAUGAUUUUUUURGCCGCCGCAUGAAUUCUCCCACCGGAUCCUCGUCGGUGUACUCUKCUGYUUCUCUCCUCCUCCUCCUUCUCCUCCUCCUCUUCCUCCUGACUCUCACAGAGGGCACUACCCUCCUCCCUACCACUAAAGACAUUUUGAUCGUCCUCCCCAGCUCCCCCCACCCGGACACGACCAUCACCACCACCACCACCACCACCACCUCCUCCUCCUCCUCCUCUUCCUCCUCCUCCUCCACUGUAACAUGUCGGGACAGUCUUUGACGGACCGGAUCGCCGCCGCGCAGCACAGCAUGACCGGCUCUGCCAUCAGCAAAGCCGUCUGCAAGGCCACGACGCAUGAAGUCAGCGGACCCAAGAAGAAACACCUUGACUACCUGAUCCACUGCACCAAUGAGCUGAACGUCAGCAUCCCCCAUCUGGCAGACACGCUGCUGGAGCGCACGACGAGCAACAGCUGGAUUGUAGUUUUCAAAGCGCUCAUCGCCACACACCACCUCAUGAUGUACGGCAGCGAGAGAUUGAUGCAGUACCUUGCCUCCAGAAACACGCUCUUCAACCUCAACAACUUUCUAGAUAAGGCUGCACUACAAGGAUACAACAUGUCAACCUUCAUCAGACGUUACAGCCGAUACCUGAAUGAAAAAUCCAUGUCUUAUAGACUAGCCGCAGUGGACUUYACCAAGAUGAAAAGAGGGGCUGAGGGUGUAAUGCGCACCAUGAACACAGAGAAGCUGAUCAAGACUUUGCCCAUCAUACAGAACCAGCUGGACGCACUGCUAGAUUUUCAGCCAAACUCCAACGAACUGACCAAUGGCGUGAUCAACACAGCGUUCAUGCUGCUGUUCAAGGACUCCAUACGGUUGUUUGCUGCUUACAACGAGGGAGUCAUCAACAUGUUGGAGAAAUACUUUGACAUGAAGAAGAAUCAGUGCAAAGAGGCGUUGGAGAUCUACAAAAACUUCCUGAACAGGAUGACAAAACUGUCCGAGUUCCUCAAAGUGGCUGAGCGAGUUGGGAUAGAUCAGGGCGACAGCCCCGAUCUCACACAGGCUCCCAGCUCCCUCCUGGAGGCUUUGGAGCAGCAUCUCGCUUCUCUGGAGGGCAGGAAGCUCAAAGACCUGUCUACUGCCAGCAGAUCCAGCACCUUGUCCAGCACAGUGUCGUCUCUCUCCAGCGCCAGUAUCUCUCUCAGCCGCAUGGAUGACAAGACAGAGGACAACCGGCUGCAGCAGCACAAGGACGACGGUCACAAAGUGAUCGACAUUCAGACGCCCACUGUUUCACCCAGCGCCCAGUCGGUGGGCAGUGCCAACAGCAGCGGCGGGGCCACGGAUAUCUUCUCAAACUCUCCCAGUGUACCCAUCAAUAACCAUGUGCCAAACCUGACCAGUGAGCUGUUCACCCUGCAGCCCAGCUUCACCCCCAUCCAGACCACACACACUGUGCCCAACAACAACAAUGCCUGGGGAGGAGACCUGCUAAAGCCGUCCCCACCAACUCAGAUUCACAGUCCUGGAGCUCCGCUGCACUCUGGUAAAAUGUUGCCCAAUGAUUUGGACGCUUCAUUAGCAAACUUGGUUGGAAACCUACAGUUUGGAGGCACACCGGCUAAAAAAUUUUUGAGUCCAUGCAGUGCACAGCCCGAGUUCCAGUGGAGCCAGCUGGUGGAGAAGAAACCCACCGGAGGGAGCGGCUGGCAGUCAAAGACGAUGUGCACCAACACCAACUGGACUCACGCGACCCAUCCCAUGGCGCCUGCACCCAUGCCCGUCCCUCAGAUGAAUGGGAUGAUCUAUACAGGAUAUGCUCCAGCACCAGUGGCUUUUCCUAUGACGACACCCCAAGUGCCUGUGUAUGGAAUGCUCCCUCCUCAGAUGAGUCAUCAAAUGGGGGGCAUUCCCAUGAUACCCCCACAGCCUGUCAUGUACAACCAGCCUGUCCUGAGACCCACCAAUCCCUUUGGACCCAUCCCGGGUACACAGAUGCAUUUCAUGUAGAGAUGAUGUUGUAACCAUAGCAGCAAAGCUGAAAGAGAAGAGGCAAGAGAAAGAUG
Messenger RNA from Poecilia reticulata (guppy), 2459 nucleotides. The record is from RefSeq and is a predicted model, not a curated record. NCBI's taxonomy places the organism in Eukaryota, Metazoa, Chordata, Actinopteri, Cyprinodontiformes, Poeciliidae.